Molecule: messenger RNA, 1451 nt
Organism: Beta vulgaris subsp. vulgaris (sugar beet)
Lineage: Eukaryota; Viridiplantae; Streptophyta; Magnoliopsida; Caryophyllales; Amaranthaceae
Product: deoxyhypusine hydroxylase
Exons: 7
Coding region: 187-1116 (309 amino acids)
Biological process (GO): peptidyl-hypusine biosynthetic process
Molecular function (GO): deoxyhypusine monooxygenase activity
Source: RefSeq, a predicted model, not a curated record
CAUAACCUUUUUACUACUUCCCUUCAAAGCUCCCACCUUUGAAGGCCAAGGGAGAAAAAAAAAGAGAGAAAGAGCAUCUGAUUCUCUCUCUACUCUCUUCUUCAUCAAUCUUCACUUCCAUAUAUUAUCUACUACCUGAAUUAUUUCACAGAAAACACAAAAGAAAACAAAGGGUUUAUAUCAUUGAUGGGUUCAUUUGAAGCUUCAGAAGAAACUGUAAAGUUUCUAUGUGACAGACUUCUUGAUCAAACUCAGCCUAUCUCUGAACGUUUUAGGGCUCUAUUCUCUCUCCGCAAUCUUAAAGGUCAUCUUCCUCGUCAUGCUCUGAUUAUGGCUACAAGAGAUGCUUCAAAUUUGCUGGCACACGAGGCGGCAUUCGCAUUGGGCCAAAUGCAAGAUGCAGAUGCUAUACCUGCCUUGGAAUCUAUUCUUAAUGACCUCGCUUUGCAUCCUAUUGUCCGUCAUGAGGCUGCUGAGGCUCUCGGAGCUAUAGGCAUAGAGAUGAAUGUUCCUCUCUUAAAAAGAAGCUUGAUCUCUGAUCCAGCUCCUGAGGUCAGAGAAACAUGUGAAUUGGCUCUGCAUAGGAUCGAGGAAAUGAAAAAUAAUGAGUCUGAUGAUAGAGGACCAUCUCCAUAUUUAUCAGUUGACCCAGCUGCACCAGCUUCUUGCUCUUCUGUAUCUGAGCUAAGGGAAGUGCUUUUGAAUGAAGGAAAGGGUAUGUACGAGCGAUAUGCUGCGUUAUUUGCUCUACGCAAUGAUGGGGGAAAUGAGGCUAUCGCUGCAGUUGUUGAUUCCUUGGGAGCUAAGAGUGCUUUAUUGCGCCAUGAGGUUGCUUAUGUGCUUGGCCAAAUGCAAAAUAAAGCUGCUUCAGCUGCCCUUAUCAGGGUUCUUAAAGAUGUUGCUGAACACCCAAUGGUUAGACAUGAAGCCGCUGAAGCUCUUGGCUCCAUUGCAGAUGAAACAAGCGUAGCACUUCUUGAGGAAUUUGCCAAGGACCCUGAGCCUAUAGUCUCACAGAGCUGUGAGGUCGCUCUCAGCAUGCUCGAGUUUGAAAAAUCAGGCAAAUCUUUUGAGUACCUCUUUAUGCAAAAUCCUGUUGCUGGCGAAGCUGCUUAAUCAUUGGGAUACCAAUCUUCUGUAUCAGAAUUAUUUAUUUUUAGAAUGAUCUCUAUUUUUGGUACUAAGAAUAGUGUUCUUAAUCUCGAUUCGAAAUGGAAUCUACAGAAGAAUGUAGAGUAAGCUAUAGUUUAUCUACUGCAAGUUUUGUGUAAGCUAUAGUUUAUCUGGUCAUAUGUUUUAUGGUAUCAUUAGAGUGAUAGACUAAUACUUCUAUAUUAUAGCAUACAAUACUUCUCCAUUGUCCAUUAUUUAGAAUGGUGUAUACAAAAUAAUACUCACUGAAAAAUUGGUAUCUAAUGACUGAUAGUCCAAUUUUUCAUUUUCUUAAGAGA